Molecule: messenger RNA, 4653 nt
Organism: Gadus morhua (Atlantic cod)
Lineage: Eukaryota; Metazoa; Chordata; Actinopteri; Gadiformes; Gadidae
Product: E3 ubiquitin-protein ligase rnf146
Exons: 9
Coding region: 1284-2585 (433 amino acids)
Biological process (GO): ubiquitin-dependent protein catabolic process; Wnt signaling pathway
Cellular component (GO): cytoplasm; nucleus
Molecular function (GO): zinc ion binding; ubiquitin protein ligase activity; poly-ADP-D-ribose binding
Source: RefSeq, a predicted model, not a curated record
ACUGGUAGCUAUGAAACGUCUGCUGAGUCUAGGCAUUUAUUUAUUGGAUGGAGAGGGCCAGAUUUGGAGGAUGAGCUUUUUCUACUCAAUGAAAUCAGUGUGGUCACCUCACAUGGUGCCUUCGGAUACCUUUUUGUGGACGGUUAUAUGUAUCAGACUGCAGUAUGGGUUUAUUUUAAUUCUUCCCAUACAUCCAGGUACGCUAAACCAUAGAUAUAUAGAGCACUCGAUGUAAGCUGCUUUCACACCGUAGCGGUGUGAAGCAAGCAGCACCUUGCGGCGGCGUCUGUCAUCACAGGCGGCCAUCUUGCCACAGUCAAGCUUCCUGGUUGAAUCUGUACCUGAGGAAAUUGCUGACAAGUGAAGAUGCCAGACUUUUGUGCGGCCUACGGAUGCACUAAUCGACGAACUCUCGAAACGAGAACCCUUGGGAUCACCUUUCACCUGUUUCCCAAAUCCAAAGAGAGGAGGAUUAAGUGGGAACUUGCCCUAAGAAGGGACGGUUUUGCUGCCUCUGACAGGACUCUGCUCUGCAGUGACCACUUCAGGAGUGAGGACUUUGACAGGCUGGGGCAGACGGUCCGGCUUAAAGAUGGUGUUGUGCCAACCCUUUUCAACUUUACAGCUCGUCUUCAAAGGUCGGUAGCAACAAGAAGCACAACCACUUCUAAAAGAGCGGAAGACAACCUGGCAAUGGACUUGAUCCCUGAUGGAGCCACUGGAGAGAGCAGAUUGAGCCACAAGCGCCAGGCCACUGACCACUUGUAUGCAUUGCCUGCUUGCCCUAAGGCUAUAAAGGCCAAACUUGAAGAAGCCUCAGCGAGAGUGAGGAAACUGCAGCAGGAGAAGAGCAAUGCCUUGAGGAGAGAAAACCGGGCCAAGAACAACAUGCAGGCUGUUCUGGAGGAACUGAAGGAGAAAAAUCUCAUCAACGAUGAGCUGAAAGACAAGCUUGACUGCUACUCAGAUCUUCCGGUUCAUCUCCUGUCGAGGCAGGGCGUAGAGUACACCGAGGCCCAGAGAGAUUUUGCCCUUACGCUCCAUCUGCAUGGUCCAAAGGCAUAUCACUACCUGAGAGAUACUCUACAUAUUCACCUGCCACAUCCCAGUUCAUUGCAAAGGUACAUGCAUCGUCAUAAACAUUGACACGUUGAUGACGAUGGUUCCUGUGCUGCUUGAAGGACAGCGAUAUGUCCUGUUCCAAGGGACCACUUGGAACUUCUCUUUAACUCCAUCAGAGCAUCCGGUGGCUGGAAUAACUAACCUAAUGCUGGCCAGUUCAAAUGGGUCUGGCUUCAGAAAGCUGUUGGCCUGCUGUGGAGUUGGUAGUCCCCAGCAGCGGUCAUGGACACCUCUAUAAGCCUGUAGAUAUAUCCUCUGCAGCAGGAGAAGAAGGUCUUCCAUUCCCGUUGGCUGACAUUCCUGCCCUAGUACACGACCACAGCUACCUUCCCGUCAGCUUCGAUGGUCUUGAGGACAACGCUCUCGUGUACAUUUCAGAAUGGCAGACUGCCGACGUGGACUUCCCGCCUAACGCCCCGGCCCCCUCUAAGAUGGCGUCCAUCCCAGAGUGUGCCAUCUGCCUGCAGAGCUGCGUGCACCCCGUGUGCCUCCCGUGCCGCCACGUCUUCUGCUUCCUGUGCAUGAAGGGCGCCUCGUGGCAGAGCAAGCGCUGUGCCCUCUGUCGACAGGAGGUGCCUGAGGACUUCCUGGAGAGGCCCAAGCUGCUCUCGCCGGAGGCGUUGCGGGCGGCGGCGGUGGGGGGGGGCGACGGAGGGGACCACGCCUGGUACUACGGGGGGAGCGGGGGUUGGUGGCAGUACGACGAGCGCACCAGCCGCGAGCUUGAGGACGCCUCCGCCAAGGGCCUGACCAGCGCCGAGAUGCUGAUCGCGGGCACCCUGUACGUGGCCGACCUGGAGAACAUGGUCCAGUACCGGCGGAACCAUCCCGCCCGGCGCCGCCGCAUGAAGCGGGACGCCGCGGGGGUCCCGAAGAAAGGGGUGGCUGGGCUGAGGCUGGAGCCCGAGGUCGACGCGGCCGCCGACCCCGCCGUCGGCCCGCCUUUAGCGGCGGCGGUGGUACCCUCCGCGGCGGUGGUACCCUCCGCGGCGGUGGUAACCUCCGCGGCGGUGGUACCCUCCACGGCGGCACCGGAGCGCAUCAGCUCGGCGGACGGCGCCGACGCAGACGGUGCCCCGGGCCGGGCGCAGUCUGCCUCCGGCGUCGGGGCGCUGCCCUCCGUCCUCCCGCUCAGACCUCCCACGAUCCUCGGCGGCCACGUGGCCCGGCCUCCCUCGCCCGCGUCGUCACCGUCCCUGGAAGAGGCCCUCUCCCAGCUGGGGCUCAGCCAGGGGCCCGCGGGGGAAGGAGGCGGGGCAUCUGUGGACGGAGGCCUGUCGUAUGAGUGCGGGUCUGGCAGCAGUGAGGGGGAGGGGGACGAGCCAGGGCCGCGGCAGAGGGGCGUUCCGUUGGUACGGCAACUCAGGGAGACUCGGCCAGACAGAACGCCGCCAGGAGGCGGGCCCAGUGGCUUGACCCGCGGCCACACCCCCGACGGACAGUGCACUGGGUCCCAGGUGUGACCGGGAUGAGGAGAAUCGUUGGCGUCAUUUAUGGAACCAGUCACUGCUCGUGCGGUUCAGUUGAUUCAGUUCAGUGAACGCUGUCGAUCAAAGGCGACUUUCAUGUUCUUUGAGAAGUGAGCCAACUCUUUGCUUUGUAACCUGCAGCCGUAUGCCUGCUGUACUUUCUACUGCUGAUCCUCAAGAACAAAAACCUGUUAUCUAUUUCUCACUGAAUUUACAGAAGAUUGUGUCUGCCGUGAAGAUAAGGAAAAUAAUUUGCACCUACUUUUUCUCCAGGGCUUUGGGGAAGAGGCUUAAUGUAGUUCGAUAACAUUGGGAGAUAGUUCCCUCUUUUAUGAUGAUUUUGUUUAACCGCUUAAAUUGUGAAUUGUAGCACUUUAUAUGCAAUCGGUUAGGACUUUAACUGCCGUAGGUCAUUCUUUAGUAAUAUUGACAGGGAACCAUAACCCAAUUAACGUGUGUGUGUGUGUGUGUGUGUGUGUGUGUGUGUGUGUGUGUGUGUGUGUGUGUGUGUGUGUGUGUGUGUGUGUGUGUGUGUGUGUGUGUGUGUGUGUGUGUGUGUGUGUGUGUGUGUGUGUGUGUGCGUGUGUGUGUGUGAAUCAGAUUAUAUUGGCUCUAUUUAAAUCGCUGAGCAACGGUUGUUAUAUUAAUAUUGUGGUUGUGUUGUGAGCGGGGAUGGGUGAUGAAACGUAACUGGCGCCGCCACUGGAAAGUAUCCGGACACAUUUAGAAUGUUCCAUUUGGACUUCUUUUCCUCACCCACAACAGACGUACUUUAUCAAAAUACUAUCAAAACGGGGAUUUACAUGUACCACACGUACUUGCGGUAUAGGAUCAGUAGCAACUCUUGGAGACACCCAUUUUCUGACCAUCAGGUUGGAGUCGCCUAAGCAAUAGAUUGGAUACAACAAUCCUUCUGUUGAUUUCCAAAAGCUAUUGAUUAAGCUUAAUUCCUACUUCAUCCAAUAUUGGGUGAGCAAUUACUUUAGGGUGCAUUUGUGUGAUCUGUGAUCUUUACUUGUUUUUUUUAAAUAAUAGGUAUUAUCUCCAAAAAGUAAUACUUCUCAACCUUUAAUGCAUUUUUCAACGUGCCAUGACAUUGAUUCAUUAAAUAGGCCUAUAUGGGGUCUGUCCAAAGGAUGGCGCUAUUGUAUCAACAUUUUCUUCCGUCUGCACAGAGAAAAGUUAUUUGGUCUUAAAGGAUUGGGAAAAUGUAAACAGCAAAUGUUUUUGUUUUAAAUUAGUUUGAUAGAGGUAUCACUUAUUGAACAACUGAUGCAAUUGUAUGGUGAAUAAUGUUAGAAAAACAUCCACAAUAACUUAAGUAAGAAUUAAUGCUUUCUAAAAUAGAUACAUGGUUUUCUCCAUUAAUCUGUCCUUUAUACCUAUCGGAUAAAAUGUGGAUUAAGCAAAACUGGAUUAAUCAACCCAGAAUAUGAAUAUUAAAUACCUGUGUCUGUUUAAUACUAUUCUUACUGAUUAUUUUUCUGUUCAUAAAACAGUUUAAUCAGGAUAACAGUGUCGUAUUACGUUAGACAAUGCAUAUAAAUUAUGUACUUUACCAAUACACAGGCUUACAUGAGGCAAUUUCGUGUGGCAUAAGCCAGGGUAAAAACCUACAGAUGUGCCUCAUGUUUAUAUGAAGGCUGUAGUUGUAGUAGUCUGCAUGGCAGCCCAACAAGAUUAUACCAACACUGCACUAUUCAUCCCCUGCCUACUGGAGACUAGUGUGAGGGGAGCAGUAGAGCAGUAGUGCCCUUCAUUCACUGCCUCUCUUGAAUUAGUCAGUUUGCUGUUUAUCUGUGUUUAUUUGUUGUUUGAUCUAAACCCUAUUUAGCCAGGAAAGGCUUUGCUUUUUUUUUUUUUUUUUUUGCUCUCCCAAAUACUUCUCCAUCCAUACUCAGUGGAAGAUAUCAGAAUACCUGGUUGUUUCAUUAAUGAUCAUAGAUCGACUAUAAGCCUGUUACUUAUGAUUGGCCAUAAUCGCUGAUUAUGGCUUUGUUUUGAAUGUUUUGUUAGUUUUAGUACUAUUCUUUCAGAGAAAAUAAAGACAUUUCCACGUCCA